GCGCGGUGAGGUGGACCUGGCCGGGAGGCGGGCGUCGGGCCCCCAGCUCCGCGGCCCCCGGAGCGCUCCGGACUCGCCGAUCGCGGGCUCGGUGGCAACAUGUCUGUGGCGUUCGCAGCCCCGAGGCAGCGGGGCAAGGGGGAGAUCACGCCCGCCGCCAUCCAGAAGAUGCUGGAUGAAAAUAACCAUCUUAUUCAGUGUAUAAUGGACUACCAGAAUAAGGGAAAGGCGUCCGAGUGCUCCCAGUAUCAGCAGAUGUUGCAUACGAACCUGGUAUACCUUGCUACAAUAGCAGAUUCUAAUCAGAAUAUGCAGUCCCUCCUGCCAGCACCGCCCACACAGAAUAUGCCUAUGGGUCCUGGAGGGAUGAGUCAGAGCGGCCCCCCGCCCCCUCCUCGCUCUCACAACAUGCCUUCAGAUGGAAUGGUGGGUGGGGGCCCUCCUGCCCCACACAUGCAGAACCAGAUGAACGGCCAGAUGCCUGGACCUAACCAUAUGCCAAUGCAGGGACCUGGACCCAAUCAGCUCAACAUGACAAACAGUUCCAUGAAUAUGCCUUCAAGUAGCCAUGGCUCCAUGGGAGGCUACAACCAUUCUGUGCCAUCAUCCCAGAGCAUGCCUGUGCAGAACCAGAUGACAAUGAGUCAAGGGCAACCAAUGGGCAACUAUGGUCCCAGACCAAACAUGAACAUGCAGCCAAAUCAAGGUCCCAUGAUGCAUCAGCAACCUCCUUCUCAGCAAUACAACAUGCCCCCUGGAGGUGGACAGCACUACCAAGGACAGCAACCCCCCAUGGGCAUGAUGGGUCAAGUUAACCAAGGCAAUCACAUGAUGGGCCAGAGACAGAUGCCUCCCUAUAGACCACCGCAGCAGGGCCCACCACAGCAGUUCUCAGGCCAGGAAGACUAUUAUGGGGACCAAUACAGUCAUGGUGGACAAGGUCCUCCAGAAGGCAUGAACCAGCAGUAUUACCCUGAUGGUCAUAAUGAUUACGGUUAUCAGCAACCGUCGUAUCCUGAACAAGGCUACGAUAGGCCUUAUGAGGAUUCCUCACAACAUUACUACGAAGGAGGAAAUUCACAGUACGGCCAGCAGCAAGACGCUUACCAAGGACCACCUCCACAGCAAGGGUACCCACCCCAGCAGCAGCAGUACCCAGGGCAGCAGGGCUACCCAGGGCAGCAGCAGGGCUACGGUCCUUCCCAGGGUGGUCCAGGCCCUCAGUAUCCUAAUUAUCCUCAGGGUCAAGGUCAGCAGUAUGGGGGCUAUAGAGCGGCACAGCCAGGACCACCCCAGGCACCACAGCAGAGGCCUUAUGGGUACGACCAGGGUCAAUAUGGAAAUUACCAGCAGUGAAAAUAUCCUUACAUUCCAAUAGCCAGUAUCUGUUAGCAGCCAUAUUGUCACAAUUUGUGCCCUGUGGACACCUCCCUGCGAAGACGCCUUCCAUUCCGCCUCGUUUGGGGAAAUCUUUGCAUAAGUGGCUGUGUUGUUAGCAAGCAGCCAUUGUGCAUUAGUUUGUAAAGGGUUUAGUGAUUUCACAUUUCUACUCUAGAUGGCAACAUUGGACAGAAAAUACAUUGACAUAAAGUCAUUUGCAGCGAUUUUGGAACUGUGUUCCAAAUGGACUGUCACAGACUGAAAGGUGUCAACAGCUUUGUAUGUUUACGAAGGUUGAGGGGGGUUCAUACUUUUCCACAGAUUAUUUUGUAAGGGUAAGGGGGGAAUGUACACUUUUUACAGCAGCAAUAUUUUGUAUAUUAUGUUUAUUUCAUGUGAUGAAUAUGCAAAGCGGUACACUGCGCACUGGGCAGAGUCAGAAGCGCUGUUGAUGUGGAGUGUGUGGGUUCUUGGCCGCUGUGGUGUCUGAAGACACAGGUGAAGGAGAAGACAGAUUUCACACCACACGUAUUUAGUUCUUAGAGGAAACCCACAUCUCGUAUCCACCAGGGUAGCAAGGGCACUGUGAUACAGUUUUUGAGUACAAAGACCUUUUUUUAAAAAGCCUUCCAGUUUUGUGCAUUAAACCUUUUUGUAAAGAUGAUUCUAAUACUGUUAUCAAAUGCAAGGCAAUAAUUAUGUUGCAUCUGCGAAUGUUGGCAGGUCCGUGUAAAUGAAGUGUGAAACGUCUCAAAACAGCAAUAACUGAAAAGGAAAAAGUGUUGGUUUUUACCUUGUUUGAGUAUCAGGGAGCUAAGUGAGUAUGGUCAGCACACUCUAACCGCACCAAAGAGGACUCGGCGUUGAUCUGAUGAUACUGUUGUUUUUAGCAUUAGUAUAAUUGGUUCAUGGGGCAGACUUUACACGCUUGUAUUUGAACUUUCUUAGUUGGAUACGAGUAGAGGGGGAUCUUCAUGUUCCUCUCUUCUUAGUUGCUGUGACAGGAGAAUGCCUCUGAUGGGGCAUUUCUCAUUUCUAUGGAAAGCCUUGAGGUUGUGUUUUACGGUUCCUUGUUUUCAAGUAUGACUUACACAAUCAUUAUUUGAGACGGAUUAUUUUAGGUCAGUUCAGAUAUUGCACUGGACAGGAAAGCAUGCACUGAGAGACUUCUAAACACAUCUGUUUGAGCAGACUUUGAAACAUCUAGCCCAGAGGUAAGCUGCUGUGUCCUCACAGUUGUCUGUAUCCAGGGAAUAGGGCAUAAUCUUCGUAAUUGAAUUAGUUUUUGCCCCUUCUAGCUGGAAACAGAACAGAAGGGUACCAUAAAUUCAGAGAAGCAGAGCACACCGUUCUCAGCAUACUGUAAUCAAAGGAGGGGUUUCACUGUGUCUGUGUGAGUGAGAGCGUGUUUUAAGGUCAGAAUAACUUGGUCAAUAGAAAAUAGGCAUCAGGUGUGAGCAGAUAAGGUAUGGGAAGCCUCCACCACUGUGUACUUUGUUGCUAUUUAAAACUGUAUCAACUCUAACGAAAGAAUAAAUUAUUUGUGAUUUUAA
This is a messenger RNA of Phodopus roborovskii (desert hamster), 2933 nucleotides long. RefSeq names its product SS18 subunit of BAF chromatin remodeling complex (gene Ss18). Gene Ontology annotation, cellular component: nucleus. Lineage: Eukaryota; Metazoa; Chordata; Mammalia; Rodentia; Cricetidae. The record is from RefSeq and is a predicted model, not a curated record. The transcript has 11 exons. Gene Ontology annotation, biological process: positive regulation of transcription by RNA polymerase II. Gene Ontology annotation, molecular function: transcription coactivator activity. Bases 100 to 1356 code for a protein of 418 amino acids.